Coregonus sp. 'balchen' is the source of this 1077-nucleotide messenger RNA. NCBI's taxonomy places the organism in Eukaryota, Metazoa, Chordata, Actinopteri, Salmoniformes, Salmonidae. The record is from the annotation of a GenBank genome assembly.
AUGGUGCAGGCUGUGAAGCAAGAGUGUCUGUUCUCAGAGUGUUUUGUUACCAGGGUAGAAACAGGAAGCUCUUAAAACUCUAUUGUACAUACAGGAAGUGAUGCCUUUUCAGUUGUGUAUUUGACCAAUGAUGCGGCUGACUGACUCCACAUCUGUAGGCUCUUAUAUAUUGGGCUCUCUGAACUCUCACCCAGUUCUCCUCAUUGAGAGGGCACUCUCCCCUCUCUCUCUCCUCACCCCCCUCUCUCUCUCCUCACCCCCCUCACCCUUUUUGUGGGAAAGGGCAAAGAUGAUGAUGAUAAUAAUAAUAAUAAUAUGCCAUUUAGCAGACGCUUUUAUCCAAAGCGACUUACAGUCAUGCGUGUAUACAUGUUUUUUGUUUGUUUUUUUGUGUAUGGGUGGUCCCGGGGAUCGAACCCACUACCUUGGCGUUACAAGCGCCGUGCUCUACCAGCUGAGCUACAGAGGACCACGGAGACAUGGCUGUUUAUCUGAGUAGGGGACAUAAGAUUAAGUCCGGUCAAGCAGGGAUUUGAACUAGAAUUUUUAGCAACUAUUUAACUUUGAAGGACCACCCCGGCUUUGAGACCAUAUGGGGUUAUAGGGAAGUUGUCGUUCAAGUGAACAGGGUGAAAACUGGAAUGUAUAUUUCUGUUGACAGUGUAUUUUGUUGUUUGUUUUUAGUUUACUGUAUUUCUCUCUCUUUAUAUAUAUAUAUAUAUAUAUAUAUAUAAAAAAAUUAUUUUUGGCAUGCAGCAAGCACUGUAUUAAAUCCUAAAUAGAAAAUUACACUUUCACAAAAUUAUUUAAAUAAAACGUUAUUUUCUCUAUCCCUCAGACUGUGCUCCGGCGGAGCAGGAGAAGCUGUUUGUGCAGAAGCUGCGCCAGUGCUGCGUGCUCUUUGACUUCCUGUCAGACCCACUAAGUGACCUGAAAUGGAAGGAGGUGAAGCGGGCGGCGCUGAGCGAGAUGGUGGAGUACAUCACCCACAACAGGAACGUCAUCACAGAGCCCAUCUACCCAGAGGUGGUGUAUGUGGUGAGUGUCAUCAGACUGGAGGAGAGGAGACACCCCUAA